AUGUCUUAAUCAGAGAUGAAUUAGUAGAAGUCUAAAAAAGAGUAAUAAUCGAAAAAAUACAGAAUACUUAGUUUUGAAGAUAAGUAAAAAAUAAUGAAAGUUUUUUUGUGGUAGAAAAAAGCUUAAUCUAGAAGCCGAGAAAAAGUUAUGUGUUUGGAUAGUUGAAUAGAGUGCUAAAUAAGGAAAAAGAGUGAGGAGAACUUAAUUAAAAGACUAAGCAAUAUCUUUAUUUAAUGAUAAAUACUUUAAAGCCUCAAAAGCUUGGUAAGAUGAGUUUAUCAGAAAUUAUGAUAUUAAAUAUUAAGUUAAUGAAAUUUUAUACAAAAAAGGUAUGUUAAACACGCUUUAAAAAUAAAAAUUCUUAGAAAUGUAUGAAAAUAGAAAAGCAGAGAUUAAUCAAAAGAAUUAUGAAAAUAAUUCUCAAAUUCCAACUUAAACUAAAUCUGAAGAGAAAAAUUAUUUAUGUUAUACGAGUCCUUUUUGUCAAGAUGACUAUUAAUGGUUUUAAACACCUUAAUUUGAUAUUAAAUUUGAAGAAUCAUUUAAUUAAUAAUAAUUUGAAGUAUCUCCAGAAAUAAAUCCUCUAAAUGAAGAUUCCUGGGACUAUAAAAUAAAUUAAGUUGAAUCAGAAGUCUCUGAAUUUGAAGGAUUCCCUUCCUCAAAGAAAACUAAAAAGUAAUAGAAAAAGAAAAGAAUUUAUUGA
This is a messenger RNA of Paramecium sonneborni, 703 nucleotides long. Lineage: Eukaryota; Ciliophora; Oligohymenophorea; Peniculida; Parameciidae. The record is from the annotation of a GenBank genome assembly.